This is a messenger RNA of Rubroshorea leprosula, 1358 nucleotides long. The record is from the annotation of a GenBank genome assembly. NCBI's taxonomy places the organism in Eukaryota, Viridiplantae, Streptophyta, Magnoliopsida, Malvales, Dipterocarpaceae.
AGUCUUUAAGUCGUAUUGACUGGGCGGUCUCGCGCCUGUCUUCUUGUUUCCAAAUUCAAUAUAUUCUCAUUCCGUAAAACCCUAGUUCUUCACUUUCGCGAUCUAGGGGUUUUUCUCUGUCUGGUUCAAGAAAAUGGCGGACUCUCCUCGCAGAAGGAAUUCACACUCCCCUUCUCCAUGGAGAGAACAAUCUAGGUCUAGGUCCAGAUCAAAGGACAGGGACAGAGACAGGGACAGGUCCAGAUCGAGAUCAUGGUCAAGGCCUAGGCAUAGGUCUCGGUCACGUAGUCGUGGCAGGUCAAGGAGUCGUGACAGGGGUGAUACUGAAAAUCCUGGGAAUAUACUUUAUGUAACUGGUCUGUCUCAAAGGGUCACAGAGAGACACCUUGAAGAGCACUUCUCAAAGGAGGGGAAGGUUGCUUCAUGCUUUCUUGUUGUGGAGCCCCGCACCCGCGUGUCUCGUGGGUUUGCUUUUGUUACAAUGGAAACUGUUGAGGAUGCCAACCGUUGCAUUAAGUAUCUCAACCAGUCAGUUUUGGAGGGCCGAUAUAUAACUGUGGAGAGGGUAAUUCAAUGCCAACCCUGUUGCUUACCCUUUAACGGUUCUGUUUGGUUACCAUUUCUCUUAACUUGAAGGUUUUGUGGUUAUAUUCAGAAGAUAUUGCGUCAGCUAUGUUGGCAGCAAUCAAAGAUGAUGAGUACAUCCAUAUUCAACCUAAGUCAAACAGCUUGCUUGAUCAAUGGCCAGCUAAAACAGCUUUUCAAAUGCAUGUGAUCAACUAAUUUAGCUACUAUUUUGCCCAACAACUAUACAACCUCAGCAUUCACUUUCAACUCUCAACUAAUCAACGGACAAUACAACAUCUUUAUAAUCAAGCUUUUAUGGAAUAUGUCAAGAAGGAAGAGACCCAGAACUCCAACACCAGGGCACUAUCUUGGGCUGAAAAGUACCGGGGAUUAUGGCCGUGGUGACCGUGGCAGGUACCGUGGGGGUCGUGAUGACUAUGGUUAUCGCAGGUCUCCAAGGCGCUCACCUUAUCGAGGACGUGAUUAUUCUCCCAGAUACUCUCCCCAUGCUGGAAGAUCAAGGAGGGAGCGGUCAUAUUCUCCUUACUCCCGUGGCUCUCGGUGAUGAAUGGUGUUAUGCUUUUCCUUGGUCUUGGUAACUCAUCUUAAGUUGAAAGAUUGCAAAACUUGUUAGUUUGUGUUAGUGGUGAUGUUUGAUGUAAUGUAGUGAUGACCUUUGGUUUGGACUAGUUUUAAGCUUCAUGUUUGUGGAUGCUAUUUUCGGUUUCACGGAGAUGACUGAUUCAUCUGCAAGUCAGUUCCAAACUUAUUGACUUUUUUUUUUCUUUUUU